Knipowitschia caucasica is the source of this 1815-nucleotide messenger RNA. NCBI's taxonomy places the organism in Eukaryota, Metazoa, Chordata, Actinopteri, Gobiiformes, Gobiidae. The record is from the annotation of a GenBank genome assembly.
AUGGCUGCGAAUAUGGGCAGGACUAAGCAGUACUGGUCAGUCGCCGAAACCAUAUGUCUACUGGAAAUCUGGUCCUCUUCAGAGACAAAGAAUCAACACAAAGGAGCUACACGAACUAAGGAACAGUAUGAGCAGAUCCAGAGAGAGCUGGCUGCACAGGGGCACGAUCGCGCGGUCGAGCAGAUAGUAAAUAAAAUCAAGAAGUUGAAGAUGGAGUUUAAGGAGCAGAAAUACCACUCCAAACAAAACAGGGACUACUGGGUGCAGAAGAACCCGUACUUUGAGGUUCUGGAGUGUGUCUUUGGUGGCGGGGAAGAGCAGGCAUCGCAGCUGGAGGACUACAACUGCCUGCCCCAGUCUUCUGCAGAUAAUGAGAAAUGGUCGGUGCAGGAGACCGACUGCCUACUGAAGAUUUGCACUGAUGCCGAGUUCCACCAAAGACUGCUCUUUCUGCGUUCCUCCAAAGAAAUCAUCGAAGACAUCCAAAAGGAGAUGAAUGCACAGGGACAUGAGCUGACAUCUGAACGGAUAUUAGAUCAAUUACAAACAUUACAGAGAGAGCACAGGGCUCAAAAUGAAGAAGAUCAAGACCCAGGGAACAGUCUGUGCAGCAAAAUAGACUUGAAUGUAGUGGACUUCAUCCUCGGAGACAAAGAAGAAUGUACGCUCCAGACCACAGAGACGAUUAAGACAGAGCCCCCAGAAGAUUUUGAAGAAAUUGCAGCACCAGAACUGGAUGCAGUGAAGAUGGAGCCUUUAGAGAAUAAUUCUUCAGUUAUGUGCAGUUCUGAAGCCCCAGAAUGCAGCUCGUACAGACCAGCCCAAAAAAUGAACGGUGACAAGUGGAUUGACGCAGAGGUUCAGGCUCUUCUCAGCGGAGAAGGGAAAUGGUACGACAUCCUGGACAGUAUCCUGGGUCACCAUCCUCUGUACUCUGGGACCACUACCACUGCUGCUGCUGCUCACCUGUCCGAGAACUCUGCAGAGGAGUUCAUGGAGUCCAUUGAAAACCACCCGCUGUCCAGAGACUGCUUUGAAAACCAAGUGGAGUCAGGACCAGGAGACCAUGAAGUUAUCCAAGUUUUAGAGAUUGUGCCCAACCCUGACAGCAAAACUGUUGUACAGCAGCCUGUCGAUGAUGACGUUGUGGACUGCACCUCGUACUCCUCUUCACCUCAGCAAAGACCACAAUUCAAAAUAAACAAUGAGAAGUGGAUGGAUGCAGAAGUCCAAGCUCUCCUGAGCAUUUACGCCGACACAAAGAAUCAGACUGAUUUUGAAGGGAAAUGGUACGACAUCCUGGACAGUAUCCUGGGUCACCAUCCUAUGUACUCUGGGACCACUGCUGCUGCUCACCUGUCCGAGAACUCUGUAGAGGAGUUCAUGGAGUCCACUGAAAACAACACACCGUCCAGAGAAGGCCUCACGCCCAACUGCACUGAAAAUAAUGUGGAGUCCAUAGGGAGCUCUGAGGGUCCUGACGCGCAGCUGUUGGUUUUGUCAGACAGCGCACCGGAGCUUGAGAAAAGCCCGGGUCCAUUUUCAAGCACAGAGCAGAGUCGACCGGUCAGCAGCAGCAGCUUCCACCCCGCUGUGAGAACUUUGGCUUUCCACUCCCGACCAGUGAAGCGUAAGCGGCGGGAGAGCUCCGAGCUGGUGGAGUGUUUGGAGCGGAUGCAGGAGCGGUUCCUCCAGCACAGCAGGGAGAUGCACGAGGCUUUACUCAACAACAUCGACACCCACAUGACGGCUGUGGUCGGACUCAUGGAGAGGAUGGCCUCAGCCAUGGAGGCUCGCGCUGCUAAUCCACACUGA